AUGAUCGGGAAGCAAAAGAACCCCGACGAGAACCCCACAGAGAAGAAUGACGCGGCGGAAACGACCGUUGGCGUCGAUGAUGGCGCUGAAAAAAUGAGCGAGGAAGAGGCGCUGCUCGCCAAAGCCUAUGACGAGGACGCGAAGCGCGCCGAGGAAGAGCUCGUGGCCGCAGCCAUCGCCUCUUAUAAAGAGGCCCAGCCUGGCGCAUACACCGACGAGGUCGAGGCGACGAUCGCCACUUGCCAGGCGGACGCCUGCAUCGAGGGGAGAGCGUUCGAUAUCGUCGACCGAGAACUCGAGGCCAGUAAGAUCAUCGCGUUGCUUCCUUACUGGUUCAGGGCGUGUGAGACGGGGAGCGCUGCGGCCUGCUCGAUGAUCGGGCGAACCUACCUGAACGUGUCUCUCUCGCUCGAUGAGGAUCCUCGUCGGGGGAUCUUUGGCGACCUCGCCGACGAGGAGUUCGAUUCACACCACAUCGCGUUCGUUCAACGCGCCUGUGCGAUCGACGAGUCACGUCUGCAUUGCGGCGCAUGGGCAGAUCACUAUAUCGGCGAGGAUGUCCGCGCCGAGGAUUGGCUCGCGUUCGCCGUGGCACACCUCGAGCAGCGGUGUGAGGCAAAGGAAAAGGACGCGUGCAGAUCGCUCGGCUACCACAUCGUCGAGGAGAACAUCGAUCGCGACCUCUCCGAGGCGCGUGCGUACUACAAGAAGAGCUGCGAACUUCGCGAUGAGAAGAUGGGGAGCGUGUGCAUGCGUUACGCCGAGAUGCUGUAUCAGGGCGUCGGCGGCGAUCCUGAUGUCGAGGGCGCCAUGGAGUACUUCGUGCCCACUUGCACGCCUGACAGUGAAUACUGGAAGAAGAGCUGCGAGGGUGAUCCCGCGACCGGUGAGGAGGUCUGCGGGGUACCGAUCUCGCUCGAAGCGGUCGAUGCCUGCAUCGCGGUCGCGCAGGUGAUUUCGGAGAAGGAAGGCGUGAACUCGAUUGCUGCCGCGCGGAUCAACGCGGCGAUGUGUCGACGCAACUUCUUCGAAGAGCAGCAGAUAAAAAUCCUGGGGGCAUGCGAGGCCGCGAUAGCUGCCUACACCGAGCAAGGGGAUACGCAGGCGGUGAGCGGCGUGGCGAAGCGCUACUGCGGCUCGAUAAGCUCGAGCUGCAUGAUGAAUGGCGAGGAGCACGAGACCUGCAAGAUGCCUCCCGAUGAGUGUCGGGCGAAGUAUGGCCUGAGCGAGUAA
Messenger RNA from Ostreobium quekettii, 1233 nucleotides. The record is from the annotation of a GenBank genome assembly. Lineage: Eukaryota; Viridiplantae; Chlorophyta; Ulvophyceae; Bryopsidales; Ostreobiaceae.